AAAAAAAAAGAGCGAAAUGUCUUAUAGUAAUUCCGUUCGUCACAACGGCUGUUGGAUAUUGGACAGCGGUUUGGUGAAUAAAUAAAAUACGUCACACUUUAAAUGGAGAGCAUUUAAAUUUUCAUUUGACUUGAACAAGAAUCCGUGACCUUGUGUAAAACAACUUCUAGUUGUGUUAUUUUUUGUUACGCACGGUACUUGUUUACAUUUUGUAAAGUGAAUUACAGUGCAAAUCGAGUAGUCGAGCGGUAUGGUUUCAAUCUAUUUUCUAAAAACUCAGAAGUAGAACGUAACGUCUCCGGCUAAGUGGCACGAAGGCUCUGCGGUUUGAGUUCGAGUUGAUAUGACCUUACAUUUGAGUAAAGGAAUCGACCCACGCCGUCUAAUAUAGACUCCUACGCGGCACCAAUAAUGCGAACUGCGACGUCCAUUUGAGUUAAAAAAAAACUACUAUAAUGAGAAUAAAACUAGACGUAUUAAAAAAAACUCUCUCGAUUUGCUAGUUAUCUGUACAUAUAUAUAUAUUUAAAUUUAAAUGAAAAUAAGUGCGAGCGUGAAAUUGUUAUGAAUUUUCUGGUGCUGAAGGAUUCUGUACAUCUGUUUUAUUUUGUCAACAAUCAAGGCUAAGUCUGUGUAAAGAAGCUGAAUUUUACGUCGAAGACAUUAAAACAGAUGAUGUAAAUAUGAAGGGAAAUAUGAAUACAAAUGAAUUUCAAUCCACAUAAAUUAUUACUCAUUACCGUGCGGAGUUGUCAAGAAAUCUAUCAAAAUAAAGAAAUCAGCGGCCCUCCUGUGUUACAAGACGAGAAUGGAUGAGAAUGAUGUCAUCAUAUCGUCUACGGAAAUCAUAAAAGACAGGUUAUACUUUGCAACCCUCAAAACGGGAUACAAGCCGAAACCCACCAGAAACAGCAAGUACUUCCACAUCGAGGAUGACAUCGUCUACGAAAGCUUUUACUUCGACUUCGGUCCCUACCACCUCUGCCAUCUGUACCAAUUCUGCAACCGCCUCAACGAUGAAUUGGAUAAUAAUCCAAAGAAAAAAAUUGUGUUUUACACUAGUAACAACGAGACGCUCAGACUCAACGCCGCUUACCUCAUCGGAAGCUAUCAGAUAAUAUACUUAGGCGGGUCCCCAGCAGCAGUUUACAAGCAGCUAACAGAAGGUUCGUGGUCGCUCCUGAGCUUCCGAGACGCGUCCGGCGGACCUCCUCUCUUUGACAUAUCCCUAUUGGACGUGUUACAUGGAAUAAAAGUGGCCCAUGACGCUAAGUUCUUUGAUUUCGAACACUUCGAUGCUGAGCAGUAUUUGUUUUAUGAGAAAGUGGAAAACGGUGAUCUCAAUUGGAUAGUACCGGGUAAAAUGCUGGCGUUUUCCGGUCCUCACCACAGGUCUCGACUCGAUCGCGGCUAUCCGCUCCAUAGUCCAGAACAUUACCACGAAUAUUUCAAGAAACACAAUGUCACCACAAUAGUACGAUUGAACAAGAAGUCGUACGACGCUAAACAGUUUACUGGCCAUGGGUUUGAACAUAGGGAAUUGUUUUUCGUUGACGGAUCAGUGCCAUCGGAUUUGAUUGUGAAUAGAUUCAUUCGCAUAGCUGAAGCAGCUAAAGGUGCGGUUGCUGUACAUUGUAAAGCUGGUCUGGGAAGAACGGGUACAUUGAUCGCGUGUUACAUGAUGAAGCACCACGGAUUUACAGCACGGGAAGCGAUAGCGUGGCUCAGAGUGUGUCGACCGGGCUCUGUUAUUGGACACCAGCAGUGGUUUCUUGAGAAUAUUCAGCCCCGUAUGCACGCUCUAGGCGAAGCGUACCGACGUCGUCUGAACAUAACAUCGUUUCCUGUUUUCACUCGCGGUAUCUACAGCGACUUGCCACCCGAACCUAUUAAGGAAGCAGAAGAAAAACCGGUGUCUUUGCAGACUAUACUUAAUAGCAAGAAUGCUAACAAGUUGGACAAUGCAAACGUUCUGAAUGCAAAUGUAACAGACUCAGAAAAUAACGUGACAUCGGUGAUCGGAAAAUAUAAAACAACAGCUACGCCAAUGUUGCCAACUAAAACCGUAUUCACACCUAAACUGAAUUACAUGAUGCCAACGAACAACAUUCGGAAUGCCAAUAACACUAAUUUAAAGCCCCAACCGCGUAUCAUGAACGCUUCUUUAAAAUCUUACGCGGCCAAAACAUCUACGUUUCCGCCAACUAGAAGUGCCAACGCCCAAGCCAAGACUGGGGUUAAAACGAACUUUACAGGAAAAAGUAGCUUUCAUGGCCAACGCGCCAAUCUUGCAAGGCCAACUCUUGCUUACUCUCAUUCUGGAAGUCCCGUUAAAACAUUCACCAGAAAAGCGAUUUCUAAGAUUUCAACUAAUGACUCUUCAGUGGUCACGACACUCAGUAAUGUAACUUCCACAUUAUCAGCGUUGACUGAAAACUGUCAUUUGAAUGGAAAAAAUCGCCUUCCAUCCGAACCGAAUUUAAAAUCGGUCGUUCAAACAAAACCAACGACCAAUGGUGUUCCCAUCGGUUCCAGGAAAAAAUUAAUCGUCAGGUCGAACUCCAGCUCUCGUAAGAAACUUCCGAAAAAUCUCCCCAAAAAUGGUCUAGAAAGUUCUCAAGACUUAUCCUCAAGUGAUACCAAUGUCACGAAUUUAUCCGUGGAUUCCUUGGAUACACCGUUCCGCUUUAGACGAAAAAGGGAUAAAUCCAAAACCCCUGAACCAAUGGAUUGCAUAUCUAACUCAGUGAUAACGGCUGACGUAACUCCAGAUAAUUUCGAAGAAACUGGAAAUUCGCAAGGGAAUAAGUUGUAUAAAAUAAAAGCGCUAAGAAAAAAGUGUCCAGCGUUCGGCGUUAGUUUGCUCAAAAAAGAGGGUAUUCAGACACGGUCGAGUAGUUGCGCGAGUAGCUCGACCGUCAAGAAGAAAUGAUCGAAUGGAUCGUCUAGUAUCCUCGCACGUAAUAGAAUUUCUAAUAGAUGUUUAGAGUGCAUAGCACACCUUCCGUAAUGCUGGUAAAUUUGUUUAGGUCUUGUGACUGAACUAAUUUUACUAAACUCAUAUCAAACAGCAUUAACAAGCUAUGUAUUAAAAUAUGAAUCUAAACAAAUUUAUCAUCCUACGACUUAGAUCUUAUUCCCUUAGACCCCAAUGAGCCUAAAUGUUUAUAAUCAUUGUGAAAUUGUUUACACAAUAAAAUGUUUCUUAUUGUA
This is a messenger RNA of Melitaea cinxia (Glanville fritillary), 3213 nucleotides long. Its product is annotated as tyrosine-protein phosphatase CDC14 homolog. Gene Ontology annotation, biological process: cilium assembly; microtubule cytoskeleton organization; regulation of exit from mitosis. The transcript is spliced from 8 exons. The record is from RefSeq and is a predicted model, not a curated record. Gene Ontology annotation, molecular function: protein tyrosine/serine/threonine phosphatase activity; protein serine/threonine phosphatase activity. Gene Ontology annotation, cellular component: centrosome; nucleolus; kinociliary basal body. Bases 809 to 2932 code for a protein of 707 amino acids. NCBI's taxonomy places the organism in Eukaryota, Metazoa, Arthropoda, Insecta, Lepidoptera, Nymphalidae.